GUGAGAAGUGGACUUGGAAAACAACUAUUAACUUAUCUUUCUUGGUUUGAUGGUGGAUUUCUGCAGGAUCUGAAUACUCCAUUGUGCCCUAAGGUUAUUGUUUUAUCCAUUAGCAGGGUAAGAUGUUCGCCAGGCUUUUAGGAAGACGUGGUGUAGUAGGAUUUGCAGUCGGUUCGGUGAGUUUAGGUGUGUGUUAUGGUGUGUAUAAUGGCCGAACCAGUCCAGUCGCUGUGGUUAUGGCCCGCCAAGAGAAUGCACAAACCCGCCGACAGUCCAGAUUCGAAAAGUUUGCGUCGUGCCAAGCGCAAGGACAGUGCUUGAUGACUCCGGCUGACUUCUUGGAAUCCAUAGUACACGAAGAUCUCCCAGGAUGGAGUAGAAAAAGGGAAGUAAAUAAUCAAGAUAUAAACAGAAUGCUGAAUGGAACACCAGGCAUACGAAAAGGAAGCAACAAGUUUUUUCGCCAGUUGCAAGACAGAGGGAUCAUUACAUAUCCUGAGUAUCUUUUUCUUGUGACAAUUCUAACAAAAUCAAGGCGUGGCAUAGAAAUUGCCUUCAGAAUGUUGGACAAAGAUGGCAACCAUGAACUAAGCAAGGAUGAAUUUCUUGUGCUUGAAGAAAUGGUGAACAUGAAGGCAACAUCAAAAUCAAUGGCAGCCCUCCCUGGAGGAAUGGACCCAAACCAAUGGCAAAACCUUGUGGGUAAUACAACUCUUAAAACCCACUUUUUUACUCCAAGGGGGAAUGGAACAUUGACUUUUGCUCAGUUCUCCAAGUUUAUGGCGGAUCUUCAGGUGGAGGUGUCAGAAAUGGAAUUCAUUGAAUAUUCCCGUGGGAUGCCGACUGUUCCUGAAGAGAGUUUUGCUCGACUUUUGCUGAGAAACACCGCACUAGAAGCUGAAGAGGUGGCUAAAUACUUAGAUCGCUUGAACAGUAGACUCACUGUCAGAAAGGGCAUAACCAAGCAGCAAUAUGUGGACUUCUCUAUGUUCCUCAACAAUCUUGAUGAUUUCUCCAUGGCAAUGCGUAUCUACUCGAUAUCGGGACAGCCCGUCACGCAAGACGAGUUUCAGCGCGCGGUGCGCAUCUCCACGGGUCACGCUAUCGAUCCCUAUGUCGUGCAUACAGUUUUCCAGCUCUUCGAUAACGACGGUGACGGGAAGCUGUCGUACGAGGAGUUCAUCGAGCUCAUGAAGGAUAAGCAAAAGAGGGGAUUCCGGGCUCGCAUUGGUGAUAAGACCGGAUGGGAAGGAUUCAAAGCGUGCGUCAAGAAGGAAUUGUCCGUUUAAGAUCUGACGCUAAUGUGCGAUUUAAAAUAUUAAAAUAGAAUGGCCGCUGUGUCAAAAAAAUGGAUUAAUCUUCGGGACAAAAAUUGCUCCAGUGGAGGACACCCCUCGAGACGCAUCCUCAUUAACAGGGUGUUUGUAUUAAACAGGUUAAGAUUUUUUGAAGAUGUGUGUAGGUUUAUUUACUCGAGACUCUAUGCCCUUAAUAUAGAGGUGCCCUUAUCCUUAUCGUUAUUAUCUAAUGCAAACAGCACCAACAUCAGCAUUGCUUGCGCCGCUACGCUCGGCCUACCUAAUAAUAAUAAUAAUAAUAAUAAUAAUAAUAAUAAUAAUAAUAAUAAUAAUAAUAAUAAUAAUAAUAAUAAUAAUAAUAAUAAUAAUAAUAAUAAUAAUAAUAAUAAUAAUGUUUGUUUAAUUCAACCGAUUGCAGUACAUGAAUAGACUGAAUUGAUUCAGCGAUUACUACAAUAUAAUUCACAACACAUAUUUAGCGUAUUUAACGGAAGCAAAUUUAGAAAAGCGGUCUGUACGACCCGCUUCAACGUGGCGACUACAACUCCCUGAUCUUAGAGCAUAUGGCGUAUUGAUAGGCACUACCCUUCUGGAUAUUAGAGGGUAGAGCACACUAUCCUGCUUAAUGCCUGAAAUUAGUUUAAUACAAGCCUUAUGGCGGCGUCAACAACGCCAGCAUUACUGGGCUAGUAACCAACGUCCCAUGCUCGGGCCUUUAGAGCGGUUUCACGGUACAAAUCGGGCUUUUAGAGCAGUUUUGCAGCGACGGUAUUCAAAUGCAUCUAUCGACCAGGGAAAGUAACAAAAUCAGGCAAUGAAACAGGAUAAUCUCAUGUUUCUGGAGACAGUAUAUUAUUCUCAUCUUGUAUUUCACAAGUCGCGUUCGUGGACUGUGCAUUUAGCAAUUAUGUUGUUGUUGUAAUGUGAUAUUUAUUAAAAUUUAAAGAGUCAUUUA
Messenger RNA from Nematostella vectensis (starlet sea anemone), 2253 nucleotides. RefSeq names its product calcium uptake protein 3, mitochondrial. Bases 123 to 1289 code for a protein of 388 amino acids. Gene Ontology annotation, molecular function: calcium ion binding. Gene Ontology annotation, biological process: calcium import into the mitochondrion; mitochondrial calcium ion homeostasis. Gene Ontology annotation, cellular component: uniplex complex. The record is from RefSeq and is a predicted model, not a curated record. Lineage: Eukaryota; Metazoa; Cnidaria; Anthozoa; Actiniaria; Edwardsiidae. The transcript is spliced from 13 exons.